Molecule: messenger RNA, 2073 nt
Organism: Sycon ciliatum
Lineage: Eukaryota; Metazoa; Porifera; Calcarea; Leucosolenida; Sycettidae
Product: 7-methylguanosine phosphate-specific 5'-nucleotidase A-like
Exons: 1
Coding region: 285-1322 (345 amino acids)
Cellular component (GO): cytoplasm
Molecular function (GO): magnesium ion binding; 5'-nucleotidase activity
Source: RefSeq, a predicted model, not a curated record
UCUUUGAAAAUAUAGUUGUCACUUUGAGAAUGAUUAUAAAACACAAAUUCUGAUUUGGUAGCAUCCUGCCAGACCUGUUGCUUUCCUUUCGCUUGGCACCUUUAUGCUUUCGUGUGUCCGGAGAAGACGUCUGCUUCCUUUCCUGGGUAGCAAGACAGUGGUGAUUGUGUCGAGUAUUGAAAAUCGUUUUGAGCAGAAAUCUAUUUCGAAAAUAUUUAUUUAGAAAUUUGAGAAAGGACACUUCCGAAUUCCAGAUCGUCCAUAUCACCAGAAUCGCAGACAUAAUGUCUUCUUCUGUGGAACCAUGGUCAUGGAAAGAUGUUGCAGUGUGCGGUGCGGGAGUGGCAGCCUUGAGCGGCGUUGGGUAUGUAGCAUACCGCCUGCUUGCCACGGAAGAAAGCAAGCCCCCUUAUCAGGAAUCCCAUCUUGUGGAGACGCUCCAGAUGCUAUAUGAACUGGGAAAGCUGGAUUUUGUGCACCUGCACAGGGACGUAUGGGAGAAGGCCAACAAAAUGAGCGGCACCAUGCGAGGCGGCAAGGAACACCUUCAAGUAGUUACUGAUUUUGACAUGACCCUGACGCGCUUCAAGGACGAGGACGGCGAGCGUUACGCAACAUGUCACGGUGUGAUUGAGACUAGCGACCUGGUACCAGACUGGUAUCGGUCGGAAACCAGACAGCUAAAGGACCACUAUUUCCCGUUGGAGUACUCGGCGUCGCUGUCGCAUGCCGAGAAAUCCGUCCUAAUGGAUGAAUGGUGGGAGAAGGCGCACGACUCACUCAUUAGGUCCAACCUGAAGCAGGAGCACCUGGCAACGAUGGUGCAGGAAUCACGCGUGAAGUUCCGCGACGGCGCCACGGAUCUUCUCAACUACCUCGAGAUGAUGGCCAUCCCAGUGUGUAUUGUCAGUGCCGGCAUCGCUGAUAUCUUGACCGAGGCCAUACACCAGAAGAUUGGCAAAUUCAAGAACAUGUCUGUCGUGUCGAACCAGUUAAAGUUUGAUGCUGCGGGCGUACUGAACGCCUUCUCCGAACCGGUCAUUCACUCGUACAACAAGGCCAUCGCAGUGGCACAGCAGUGCAACUUUGGCUCAAGUGAUCGCUACAAUAUCGUUUUGAUCGGUGACUCACUCGGCGAUCCACACAUGGUGCCGGCAGAUGAAGACCUGCCAGAGCACUUCACCGUCCUGCGUGUUGGCUUCCUCAAUGAUCCCAGCAAUGAGGAGCUGAGGAGAAAGUAUGAACAAGCCUAUGAUAUUCUGAUCCUCGGAGAUCGGGACUUAGCAGUCGUCAAUCAAAUUGUCCGGACUCUCUCCUUGUAGGUGAACCAGCUUAUUGGUGGCAUUCAGGGUGCAAAUUGAACGGUUCAACCACUUGACUUCAGAGCUAUGGUGUUUUGCCCCUGGUUUGGCCGCUAGCUGUGGCAAGCCAGGAUCCUUCACCCAUCCGGCCGUAUUUAUCCCUAACCGGCACAUACACUCGAUUACUGGUAUGUACUUCACGUACGGGCCAAUGUGUUUGUGUGUGUGUGUGUGUGUGUGCGCGCGCGCGCGCGCGCGCGCGUGUGUCAGCCGGUCGCACCUAACCUUAUCAUUUUCCCAGUGUGUAUGGCUCAGUGUUCAAAGCUAGUAUUUCUCUGACCUUGGUACUGGUCAACCGUGCCGAAACCAGCUUGGCUAACACUUUUUUAAGCCAUCAAUUGUACUCAUGCUUAGGGAUUUUACAAUUAUCUAUUCUAGGUUUCCGUUCUGUAGGUACAUGGACUUUUGACCUGUAAAUCAAACUCCAUGCACCUGAUGUGGUGUCUGAACUUUCUGGACAUAUCCCCACCAAUAGUGCCCCCCCUGGAAAAGUAUCGACUUCUUGAUGAGUCCUUACCGGGUCUUUCUUCGUCCCCCGUCUGCUAUGUCUUUUGUCAGGUAUCUCAAGCCUAGCAGCUAUUCUGCAGGCUACUGUAUGAUUGUGUUGUUGCGGUGUGUGAAUGUACAGUAUCCUAGUACAGCAGAAAGUGCAGUUGACUUUGGCAUGAUUCUGAUUCUGAAUAAACCUGGUGUAUCUGGGCUAAAAACAAAA